CAGUAUAAAUAGAAGCACACUCAGAGCAGGCACAGGACGGAAACUCAUGAUGAAUUGUUAGGGCACGUUGAGUUGGUUCUGUCAAUGCCUGCAGUCAGAUGAUUUCACUGGCUCUACGGGAUGAAAUCUCAUAUUUCAAUGUAUAAGUAAAAGUGUCAAAGUUCAGCUGAAGCAGGGACGAUUACAGAGCAAAUUUUGUGUGUAUUUGUAACUAGGGCUGCAGAGCAAUAGAGGAAGCAAAAAUGAGCCGGAAAAACAAGGGGAGUUUAAAGGAGAGAUUUGCCUUGAAGAACAGCUUUGCUAAAGAAGCCCUCUCAGAAUUCCUGGGAACUUUUAUAUUGAUACAGCGUGGUUUCUCUCUGACAAACACUGCACAGCCUUGAAUGAAUUGCUUCUAUUUAUGGCGCUUGGAUGUGGGUGUGUGGGGCAGGCUGUCCUCAGCCGAGGUGCCCAUGGUGGGCCCAUGACAGUGUCUGUUGGAUUUGCAGUGGCCGUCACCAUGGCAGUGUAUGUGUCUGGGGGCGUUUCUGGUGGUCACAUAAACCCAGCAGUUUCAUUAGCCAUGUGCGUGACUGGAAGAUUAAAAUGGACCAAAUUACCAAUUUACAUAUUAGCACAAUUCCUGGGAGCAUUUGUUGGAGCAGCGGCUGUCUUUGGGAUUUAUUACGAUGCCUUCAUGGAUUACAGCAAUGGAAAACUUGAAGUCACAGGACCUAAUGCAACAGCACAUAUCUUUGCAACGUACCCUGCUCCAUAUCUAACCCUCAUAAAUGGAUUUGCAGAUCAGGUGAUGUCAACAGCUGUUCUUCUUCUGGCUAUAUUUGCUAUUUUUGACACGAAAAACAAAGCAGUACCAAAGGGCCUGGAGCCAAUUGCAGUAGGACUCCUGAUCAUUGUACUUACAUGCUCCUUGGGAAUGAACAGUGGCUGCGCCAUGAACCCAGCCAGGGAUCUAGGCCCGAGGCUCUUCACAGCUGUGGCAGGAUGGGGAAUGGAAGUAUUCACGGCUGGAAAUAAUUGGUGGUGGGUCCCGAUAGUGGCACCUAUGCUGGGGGGAGUACUUGGAGCUGUUACCUACGUAGUUUUUAUUGAAAUUCAUCAUGCAGAUACAGAGCCAGGAGAAGAAAAUGACUUACGUGAUAAAUAUGAACUUACUAGUAUGGAUUAGAAAAGUGAACAAUUUGUUUCUUUCAUACUGUUUUUAGUCAAAUGAUUGUUUGGACCAUUUUAUAAAAAUUGUAUGCCUCAAUUAGAAAUACACCUUUCAUAGCAGAAAAUCUUUAUAGGAAACAAGUUAAAAACUAACCUCUUUCAUGAAACAGCAGCCUGAUCACAUUCAAAACUGGAAUUAAGUUACUGUUUUCAGGUGAAUAAAUUGUUCCAUCACAUCAGGU
This is a messenger RNA of Tinamus guttatus (white-throated tinamou), 1394 nucleotides long. The record is from RefSeq and is a predicted model, not a curated record. NCBI's taxonomy places the organism in Eukaryota, Metazoa, Chordata, Aves, Tinamiformes, Tinamidae.